AAUAAUGCAUUCUGUAUUGUUGUACAUAUUCAUCAGGUGCAAUGGAAUGUUAAUAUAUACUUGCAAUUACUAUUGUCAAAUAAUGCACACAUUAAAAUUAGUAAUGAUAGGACCAACUGAGAGCGGAAAGACCACAAUAGCGAAUUUCCUGGCAGAGGCUACGGAAAUUCCGUAUGAUUAUCGUCCAACUCAAGGUAUCCGAAUAUUAGAAUUUGAAAUUAACGAUAUUGAAGUGAAUAACGAACGCAUUUCGAGAGAUCUCGAGCUGUGGGACUGCAGUGGAAAUCACAAAUUUAAAAAUUGCUGGUCAGCUAUACGUAAAGAUGUAGACGGCGUAAUCUUGGUAUACAAUGCAAAAAUGCAAGAUUCUUCAAGAAAAUUGAAAGAAUAUUACGAUUAUUUUGUUAGCGGAGCUAAAUUAGAGCCAAAUUGUUGUGUAAUAUUCUUUUUUGAUCCUGAUAAUACUACAUCAAGCGUGUCGAAAAUUAUUUCAUCUAGUUUUUCUAAUGUCUCUCAUGUCAAGUGCAAUGUGGAUGAUGGUGGUGACAAAUUAAAGGCUGAUUUUCGAUUAUUUCUAAGUGCCCUAAUAAUAAAGCUGCAUGAAGAUAAAGAAGAAAAACUGAUAAUGAGUGACAAUAUAUUAUUUGCUAAAUAA
Atta colombica is the source of this 655-nucleotide messenger RNA. Its product is annotated as intraflagellar transport protein 22 homolog. Gene Ontology annotation, cellular component: endomembrane system. Gene Ontology annotation, molecular function: GTPase activity. Lineage: Eukaryota; Metazoa; Arthropoda; Insecta; Hymenoptera; Formicidae. The coding region runs from base 5 to 655 and encodes 216 amino acids. The record is from RefSeq and is a predicted model, not a curated record. Gene Ontology annotation, biological process: intracellular protein transport. The transcript is spliced from 4 exons.